AUGGCCCUGAGCUCCUGGUCCGCAGAGCUGGGACUCCGCGAGAAGUCGGUGCGGGCGGCAGCCGUCUCCACCGGCCCCUCCCUGGAGUUAUGCACCUUCCCCCCAACCCUGGGCUCCUCGGUCGCGGCCGCCGCCCUGGAGCAGCUCUCUGUUGUGGAAAAAUCAUUGCAAAGUGACUAUUUUAAAUGCAACGAAGAAGCUAGGACCUUUCUUAAGGACAUUGCUUUCGCUGUUAAGAAAUUGGAAGAAAUGAGAAAAUCUACAAUUGAUCGUCUGGAAAUUGAAAGCAUGGAGCUCAGCAGACUGUACUAUCUAUUGGAAACUCUCCCUUAUAGCGUCCGUGGAGAAUUUGAAGAAUGUGUCAGAGAUGCUCGCAGAUUAAACCUUUUUGAGAUAAAUCAAUUACAAAUGAAAAUUUCAAGGAUGAAUAAUGAAAUAGAGUCUCUGAAGAAGAGAAUACUUGAUCUGAAAAAUAUUAAUACAGCUCUGGGUGAAAAGCAGGAGGAAUUGGCAAGGCAACAUGAAAAGGCUGUUGUGUCACUCAACCACAUGAUGGAAGAAAAAGCUGCUACUGCUGUUCACAUCAAUGAGACUUACACCAAAAUAAACUUGGAGAAGGAGGAAAUAGAAUUGCAAAAAAAAUUGGUUCAAGAUAUACAGGAGGAAAUGGAAAAAGAAAGAGAAGAAUAUUUGAAAAGAAAACAAAAAUUGAAUGAAGAGAUUGAUGAAUAUAAAAAAUGCUGUGAACUUAAGAAAAAUGAGACUUAUGAAAAGAAGAAAGAAUUGGAUAAAUUAAGGCUUAAAAUGUCAAAAGUUAAAGAAACGGUUACUACCAGCACAGUGGUUCUUAGUGACCACAAUUUAGAGAUUGCGCUACUACGGGAAUCAAUCAGACAUUGGGAAGAAGAGGUUGAGGAAAUGAAGAACUCCUGUAAGACCAUGGAGGACAAAAUGCGUUUUUUUCUAGACAACAAGGAAAAACUGGAUAAUGCAUCUAACAUUGAAAAAACUGAAUUCUUGCGGAAGAUAAUGGAGAUAGCUGAAAAACUACAGAAAUGUCGUUUAGAGAACAAAGAUCUACAAGAGAAAUUGUAUAUUCUUACCAGACAAUGCAAGAUUGUCUCAAGUGAGGAGGGUAGAGUUUUUAUGCAGAAACGGAAAAUUUACGAUGAAAAUCAGAAACAACUGGCAUUUAUUGCUCAGAAAGAAAACUUCCUGUCACAGAGAAAAGUAGACAUCAAGAACAUGAAAGAAGGACUUGUGGUUCUCCAUGAUCUCCAUCGAGCAACAAAGCAAGUAUAUCGGAAACAAAUAAAAAUCCUGAGUGAUAACCUGGAAAGAGAAAGUCAGAGAUGUGUUAUAACUCAGUGGAAAGUAGCUUGUGUGAGAAAAAAGCAUGAACGUUGGGCAGUCAGGAUAAAGAAUGAAAUAGAAGUAAUGGCACAUAAAAUUCAGAUUGCAGAACGUAAACGCGCUGAAUUAUUAAAUGAGACCAGUUUUAGAGAAAAAGAGAUCAAGGAAUUUUUGGAACAGAUUGAAAAACUUACAAGAGAAUUAAAACAAGAGGAGGAGGAAUUUGUUGCCAAAGAAAAAAAGUUAAUUCGAGUGUUGAGCAAGUAUGAGCAAAGAUUUGUUAAGGAAACGCAAAGUAACAGAAUAAAGGAAAGUGAACUAGUCGAGUGUCUUCCACAACUCCACGAGGUGGAAGAAGAGUAUAUGGCCAAAAACAGACGACUGGAAGAGCUCAGUGAUAUUCUCACAGCACAAAAGCAGGAGCAGAAUUUAAUGAAUGGUUACAUUUCUCAAUGGACAAAGGACUUUUCAAGAUACUUUAGCAGCACGGAUAAAGUGAAGCAAGAAUUAAAAGAAUUACGAGAUCAAGAAAGCCAAAAAAUCAAAACCCAUUUUGAAAUUCUAAAGAACUUAGAAAAUGAAAUCUAUGUACAUGACCUGAAAGUAGAAGUUUUGCUCCUGGAAAAUAAAAGAUUAAAAGAAUAUAUCUCAUACCUGAAGAAGAACAUCGAGCAAUACAGACAGGAAGAAGAGGCCCUCGUGUCCACCUCAAGUGACCUGUCUUGGGAGCUGAUAUCUUGUCAGAAACAAUAUUUGGAUUUGUGGGCUGAAUUUAAGGCCACCAUGAAGGAAUUGGUAGGCAGUGGUGACGAGACCUUGCAAGAAAUAAAAAAUCUCAUACACAAGCUGUAUGAAAGAGAUGAAAAAAUCCAGUCCAUCGGGACUUGGCUGCAAGGGAACCUUGGAGAGCUGCGUUCUCUUACGGAACAGGAAUCGCAAGCAGACCUUUAA
This is a messenger RNA of Equus quagga, 2304 nucleotides long. It is a transcript of the gene CCDC175, whose product is annotated as coiled-coil domain containing 175. The coding region runs from base 1 to 2304 and encodes 767 amino acids. The record is from RefSeq and is a predicted model, not a curated record. Lineage: Eukaryota; Metazoa; Chordata; Mammalia; Perissodactyla; Equidae. The transcript has 20 exons.